Molecule: messenger RNA, 1206 nt
Organism: Helianthus annuus (common sunflower)
Lineage: Eukaryota; Viridiplantae; Streptophyta; Magnoliopsida; Asterales; Asteraceae
Product: protein SRG1
Exons: 5
Coding region: 1-942 (313 amino acids)
Source: RefSeq, a predicted model, not a curated record
AUGGGAGUCGGUUUGGGUUAUUGUAUCGUUGCAGCGGUGGCUUCACCUGGGACAAUAGGAGUCGAGACAUUUGUUCGUUACCGGUUACCGGUAGUGGUGAUAGUGUUCAACAAUGGUGGUGUAUACGGUGGUGACAGAAGAAACCCUGAAGACAUUACGGGGCCGUAUAAGGAUGAUCCCGCACCCACUUCGUUUGUCCCCGGUGCAGCGUAUCAUCUUCUAAUUGAAGCUUUUGGUGGAAAAGGUUUUCUUGUUGGGACCCAGAUGAGCUUAAAUCUGUUCUUACCGAAUCUUUUUCUGCAAGAAAGCCUGUUGUUAUCAAUGUCACGAUUGAUUCGUAUGCUGGUGCAGAAAGUGGCUGUAAAUCACGGGCUUUCAGAGUCAUAUCUAGACAUCGUUCGACAAGUGAUCAAACACUUCUUGGAGCUUCCGUUGGAGGAAAAGAAAAAACACUACAAACAAGCUGGUUCUCCCGAAGGCUAUGGAAACGACGUGACAGUGGAUGUGAGUCAAGUUCAAGAUUGGUGUGAUCGCCUUUCUCUUCAAGUCCUCCCAAAAGAUCAAAGAAAACUCCAGUUCUGGCCCGAAAACCCAUCAAAUUUCAGGGAAACUAUCGAUGACUACACCAUGAAGAUCAAAUCUAUAUCGGCGGUCAUAUUCGAGGCAAUGGCGAAAUCUUUAGACUUGGAAGAAAAUUGUUUUUUGAAACAAUUUACUGAAGAACAUGAUGUUAUGUUAGGGAGGUUUAUUUUGUACCCACCAUGUCCAACCCCUGAUCAAGUGUUUGGGCUGAAAGCCCAUUCGGACAGAUCCGGAAUUACUCUAUUGUUACAAGAUCCUGGAGUUGAAGGGCUUCAAGUGUUUAAUGGUGGUAAAUGGUACAUGGUUCCUGUGAUAUGCGAUGCCCUUUUUAUUAACCUUGGCGAUCAAAUGCAGGGCUGAAAUUAUUUUUGGCUUGAAUGCACUUGCUGGCAAGACAAUACAAGCUGAUGGCUCAGCAGUAUGACCUUGGGAUCCUGCAAAUGUUGAAUCUUUUAUACGCUACACGAUUAAAAAGAAUUACGCCAUGUACGCUUGGGAGCUCGGUAAGUUUAUUCGCCUAACGGGUCAAAAUCGACAUGUUGCAAAUUCAAGAAUUUUACAUAUUUAGCGAAUAUGAUGUUAACUAAAGGUUGCAAAAUUGUCAAAAUGGUUCACUUAACGGGU